AUGCUCUAUACGUCCUCAUCCCUCGCGGCUGUUGCUGGCCUCCUCGCCGCCGGAGCUGCCGCUCUGCCGGCCAACUCCAACGCCGUACCCGUCAAUGCCACCCUCGGAAGCGCCCUCUGGAUCAACGGACAGCCCGCAGAGCGAGUCUCGGACAGCACCCUGGCGGCUCGCUCGAUAAGCGGCACAUGCGGCAAAGGCGAAGACGUCGUCGUCUGCGCUAAGCGCCUGGCCCAAAAGUUUUCCAACCAGGCUGUGGGCGAUCAAGAGAUGCCGAAAAGGACCUACGUCUGGAAGACCAACCCCAAGUACCACAAUAAAAUGGGCUGGGCCGACUUUACUCUCGAGUACACGCCCGUCUUCGGAUCCUGCAAGGUGUCUGAUCCUGUCAUCGUCAACCAGGGGGCCUUGUUCGCCUGUAAUCUGGAAGGAGGCUGUUCUCAAAGCUUUACUCAAUCCAGAGUCGUUACUGACACGGUUAACUACGGCUACAAGGUUGGCACGAAGGUUAACGUCGGAGGCGACAUCAAAUUUGUCUCAGUAUCUACCGAAGUGAGUACCGAAUGGAGCCAGGACUGGUCCAAGUCAACCGAGGUGACGACUACAAGCCAGCGGACAUAUAACCUUGCAAAUGGAGAAGUCUGCGCUCCAACGACAGUGCAAAUCCAGAUGGAUUGCAUUGGCGAUCUCAAGGACGCCAAAAUGAUCGCGCACGGCUUCAGGGCACAGGACCCCCACUUUGUCAAGGAUUUCAAGGCCUGGUGUGACGCUGCCUUUGCGGGCCCUCGCGUCUUUGAUGACUGGCAGAAAUGGACGGGACAAGACUUCCGCGUACUCUGCAACCAAGUCAAAAACUCAAGGGUCCCACGAAACAUGUAUCUCCGCUCUUCCGCAACUGACGGCUCUUCCUGGACCGUCGAGGGAUGCUCUCUGAGCCAGUAG
Molecule: messenger RNA, 939 nt
Organism: Ustilaginoidea virens
Lineage: Eukaryota; Fungi; Ascomycota; Sordariomycetes; Hypocreales; Clavicipitaceae
Exons: 2
Coding region: 1-939 (312 amino acids)
Source: RefSeq, a predicted model, not a curated record